UAACACCUGAAUCAGGGGUGGCCCAUCCCUGAUUCAGAUGUUAGUGAUCAGAAUCGGAUCGGGAGCGAGGCGAGGGGGACGAGAUUGAACCGUCCCGCUCCUCAGGCACCAAUCCGUUGAAGGCGGAACGCGAAAGCGCACGCCUGAAUCGGCUGUAGUCGUUCUCGAGAGGCGGCACUCGGCCCUUUCUUCUCGCCCGGAGAGAGCCCAAGACGUUUUUCCCUCUUAAAGCGGCAUCAACGAGGAGAUGCCCUCGACGCCGCGCAGGUCCAGGAAACGCUGAAGCGGCGGCGCGCGGGAAACGCCAUUCAGAGGGCAGUUGGCGGGCGCUUUUGGCGGGAAAAGGAAGGCCCCGGCGGCCAUUGCGGCUGCGCGAGAGCUCCUGAGGGGAGCCGAGGACGCGAAGAAAAGAUGAUGAAAAUGCAACUCGUCUCCGGAGACCCCUCAAAGCCUCAAAGGAGCCCCCCCCGGGACUCCCUUUUAGCCAAGAUGGCCAAAUGCGAACCCUGUGAAAGAAGUUACGACAAUAUGGUUAAAAAGCUUGAGGACCUGAAUAAAGACUUAGAGAAGCUCCUAGAAGACAUAGAAAAAUUAUCAGUGCAGGCUACCUGGAUGGCUUAUGAUAUGGUGGUGAUGCGCUCUAACCCAGAGUUGGCCAACUCAAUGAGACAGCUUGAAAAUGCCUUUCUCACCUGUAAGGAGGAGAUGGAGAAAAACUGGCAAGAAAUGUUGAAGGAAACUAAAGGUGCUGAACAAAAAGAAUAAGUAUCAUUUAAACACUUUGGUGGAAGUUGCAAACCUUGGAAGAUUUGAUAUGAACAAACUAGUUAUUUCAAUAUUUCUAAAUGAAUUGGAAAAUACAUUUUCAAGAGAUGUG
Heteronotia binoei (common prickly gecko) is the source of this 877-nucleotide messenger RNA. RefSeq names its product synaptonemal complex central element protein 3 (gene SYCE3). The transcript is spliced from 4 exons. Gene Ontology annotation, cellular component: central element. The coding region runs from base 412 to 765 and encodes 117 amino acids. The record is from RefSeq and is a predicted model, not a curated record. Gene Ontology annotation, biological process: spermatogenesis; reciprocal meiotic recombination; synaptonemal complex assembly. Lineage: Eukaryota; Metazoa; Chordata; Lepidosauria; Squamata; Gekkonidae.